This is a messenger RNA of Colossoma macropomum (tambaqui), 3875 nucleotides long. RefSeq names its product hepatocyte growth factor activator (gene hgfac). The record is from RefSeq and is a predicted model, not a curated record. Gene Ontology annotation, cellular component: extracellular region. Gene Ontology annotation, biological process: blood coagulation; zymogen activation. Bases 1759 to 3732 code for a protein of 657 amino acids. Gene Ontology annotation, molecular function: serine-type endopeptidase activity. Lineage: Eukaryota; Metazoa; Chordata; Actinopteri; Characiformes; Serrasalmidae. The transcript is spliced from 20 exons.
CUCAGACUUAAUACUAAAAUAGGAUCAUUAUUGGUGGAAAUGGUUGUUUUGGUGGAAGAAUUUGGUCCAAUCUGUAUUAACCAUACCUGAGAUGUCUACACAUACCAAAAGACACACAUGCACACACUAAGUUAGCCACUGAAUGCUAAACCGAGCUUUAAAUAUCUAGUUCCAUUAAAGUUUCUUGAGUUAAUGUAACCAAAUCACUGUAAAUAGUUACAUUAACCCCUUAAAUGGCUAAAGUUUUAUUACACACUUCUAUAAUCCAAGAAUGGCUCAGCCAGUUUGCAUUGAAGUCCCUGUAGUUGCUGAAUAAUAAGCCUAAGUAUGUAAUAAGUCUGGGAUUUUAAGGAGUUAGUUACUUUAAUAAACGUAGUAGAAUAACUGUAACUAGUUACACUGAUGUCAGCUGAGUAAAUGUAAUCAUGGGCCUGUAACUAGUUACAUUGAUGUUAGUUGAAUAAUUGUAACAGAACAACUGUAACUAGUCACACUGGUGUUACUUAAGUAAAUGUAACCAUGGAGCUGUAAAUAGUUACCUUGAUGUUACUUGAGUAAUUGUAACAGAGCAACUGUAACUAAUUACAUUGGUGUUACUUAAGUAAAUGUAACCAUGGACCACAGUCUACACCUCUGUCCAUUAUACUGGACACGUCUUAGCACUUUUCUUAAUUGUUUUUUUCUGCUUUAUGCUAAUUGUUUGAAUCCAGUCAUGUAAUUAAGUACUAGCAUUGUAUUAGAAUCAUUUUAAACAUAUAUAUGCAACCAAGCUGGUUAUAUAUUUUCAAAAACAGAGAUACAAAGAAGUUUAAUUCAUGAUUCCAGACUUUUUAACAGUACUGUAUUUCUGGCUUUAGUACAAGCCUGUAGUAAAGAAAAAAACAGCUCCACAGUCAUAAAUGAAAAAGCUAUUGAUCAUGUUGGCAUAAUUUAGUGAUGAAAUUACAGUCUGCGGACAAGAAAUGCCUUCCUGAAGCAAACUUUAAUCUGUUUAUCAUUGUUUGGACACCCGCAGGUUUGGACAGCUGCAAACAUUACUUUUAAAUGUGCUUUAAAAUCUCUCAUAUGUUCCAAAAUGUAACAUCUCCUCUCCUCUCCGCUCAGCACUCCUAGCUCAUUUGUCUUUUCUCACUUUCAGGGCGUUCGACUUUUGCCGUGGGUGACCCCAGAGAGAGAGAGAGAGAGAGUGAGAGAGAGAGGGAGAGGGAGAGGCUGAGAUGGAUGCACAUAUCUGGAAUGAAGCUGAGGAAACUUCUAGACAUGCACCUGCCAAGACCUUAAAGAGAAAAGAGUCGGGGGUGCGGGGGGUGGGGGGACACCGUAAACGCACUCGUCCCAUAAAUGCUGGGCACACGUACGGUCUGCCGCUGAGUGACUUGGGAUGCAUGCAGUGCGUGUACACACAAUAAGGUAAGGUUUGGAGGUAAAUGUGCUUGCAGUGGAGUUGCAGUGUGUGCAUGUGCACUUUGAGGCCAGAGUGAAGUGUAUCGACGUGUAGAACGUAUCAGCAUACACUUUCUCUGUGCUGCCAUGUCUCCUAUCACUGCAUAAAAGGAGCACGGAUGUUGGAUGUACUUUGAUUUCACACAGUGCGCAUUUCAGAUCAAUGGUCAGACGUGUGCCACUCUGUGACCAGCUCUACCGUUGCCAGGAGACUGAGGUCACAAGGUCAGAGGUCAAGCCACCAUACACAUACGCGUGUCAUCAAGAGCUCUGCGUCUGAGGUAUUGUCUGGGCAUCCAGGAGAAGAAGGUGCGCAUGGCCCUAGGGCUGGUGACAUCAAGGUUAGGAGGGGUCUUGUUUGCAACUAGGAAACACAGAGGGCUCUGCUGGGCAGUUGGUAAAGUUGUAGUGGAGAUGCGCGUCCCCGAGCGCGCGUGCCUGUGGAGUCUCUUGCUGUCAGCGCUGAUGCUGCGGUCCUGCGCGCAUAAGCAGCCCCCUGGUCUGGAGGUACUGGUGUCCACUCAGUCAAACAGUCAGGGUCAGAAAGUGUUCACUACAGAUGGAAGGGAGUGUAAGUUUCCGUUCAGGCUGGGUGGAACUGUUUAUCAUCACUGCAUUUCAGUGAGCUCUAGCAGAAAGUGGUGCUCUCUCACACACAACUUUGACCGAGACCUGAAGUGGGGCUACUGCGGUCCACGCCCACGGCUCUUCAACACUGUUGCGGCAAGUUUCAGACAAGUUGCAAGACGCUCUACAGUGCAUUAUGAAACGCAAGUAGAAACCUUUCUGAGUUCUCACAGAGAUCGGAGCCUCUGCGAACCAAACCCGUGUAAGAAUGGUGGCGUGUGUACGCCGGUACCUCAACAGCACUCAUUUGAGUGUGCCUGUCCGGAUGCCUUCAUGGGGCCGGCGUGUGAACUGAGCAAGUGCUAUGAACCACUGCACCUGAGACAUUAUGACAUCGGGGAGUCAUGGGGAAGAAUCCAACUGCGUAACGUGGAGCUGUGCAAGUGCCUCAGUGAGGGCGUGUCCUGUGAGCGUGUACGAUACAGAGUCUGCUCAAGUAAUCCCUGUGAGAAUGAGGGCAUCUGCAGAAUAAUUGAAGGCACAGGAGAAGUGUGUGCCUGCAGAGAAGAAUACAGUGGAACACGCUGCAGUAUCAGGCCAGAGCAAAAGUGCUAUAGGGACAAUGGUGUGCUUUACCGUGGCACUGCUAACACUACAGUAUCUGGUGCCUCCUGUCUGCCCUGGAACUCUGACCUGCUGUAUGAUGAGCUGACUGUGGACACAGUCCACAGCACCUCUCUAACAGGACUGGGUGAUCAUUCCUUCUGCAGGAACCCUGAUGAGGACGCGCUGCCGUGGUGCUACACGAUGAGUGAUGGGGCCAUUUCAUGGGAAUACUGUAAUGUGCCAUCUUGUCCCAGAGGUCCAUGGAGUCGUAAAGUUCCUCCUGUCCAUCCAACUCCGAGUCCCUCGCCCACUCCUGCGCCAGGUCCCGUUGCGGGCUGUGGGCGGAGGCAUGCAAAGCGUAUUCCUCGUGGGCGGAUUCUGGGUGGGUCAUCUGCGCUGCCCGGCUAUCACCCCUGGAUGGCAGCGCUGUAUAUCGGCGAGGAGUUCUGUGCCGGCAGCCUGGUCUCAUCCUGCUGGGUCAUAUCCGCCGCUCACUGCUUCUUACGCAAUCCGUUGAAGUCAACAGUGCGUGUGGUCCUUGGCCAGCAUUUUUUCAAUGAUACGGGUUCUAACACUCGAACGUUUGGCAUAGAGAAGUAUGUGCACUACCACAACUACGUUCAGUUCAACCCAACUGUGCAUGAUAUUGUGCUGGUGAAGCUGAAGAAGGUGAAUGGCCGGUGUGCUCCUAAGACUCAGUUCAUUCGGCCCAUCUGUCUGCCAGACAGGUUCAUGACGUUUCCUGACUAUACGUGUUGCACCAUAACGGGCUGGGGACACAUGCAGGAGAAGGGGAACUCGUAUUCUCACCUGAGAGAGGGAAUGGUGAAGAUCAUCCCAUAUGAGAAGUGUUCUGCUCCAGAUGUGUACGGUUUGGAGGUGAGGCCGGGGAUGCUGUGUGCAGGUAGUGACACCUGUGUGGAUGCCUGCCAGGGGGACUCUGGGGGCCCGCUGGAGUGUGUGCGUGACGGUGUUAGUUUCCUAUAUGGAAUCAUCAGCUGGGGUGAUGGAUGUGGAAGAACUGGGAAACCAGGCGUCUACACCAAAGUACCUAAAUAUGUCAGCUGGGUCAACCACACCAUACGACCCAAAAGACAGACUCUCAUACUUUCAUAGUACUGCCAUGUGAACUGUGCUGUCGGACCUUGUCUGUGAAUUUUUAUUUUAUUUUAUUUUAUUUUUAAGAACUGUGAAUAAAGUAUAUACUUUAUGAUCAAAUAAAUUAUAUUAAAGCCACCACAUUUGGAAUAAAACUUCAA